AUGACGCCUAAAAACUGGGAUACCAAUACCACAAACCAGCUCCUCCAAGCCCUCAUCGCACACGGCGCCUUGACCAGCCCGUCUCCGGGUAGACCCUUUAGCACUGUUACUGGCUGGGAUGCAAUCAUCGCCGAGAUGGUCCAGCACGGCCACAACUUCACCAAGGUCUCAAUGCAAUCGUCCGCUGACGGAUCUGACACUGCUAGACCGGCCGCUGGACCAGCUUCUCCCUCCGCUACCGCCGUUCCCGCCCCUAGCCGCAGCCGCCAUUCCGAUUCCGCUGGCUCAUUCUCCUCCCGUCCCGCCCCGCGUGCGCCAGUCAGUGCAGGCCAGCUCGACGGCCGCGAAGAAUACAAGGACAAUAUCGACGCGGUGUCCAAGGACGAGAGAGCAAAGACCCUGAAUAUGCUUAAGCAUCGCUUGGUCGUCAUUCGAGAGCGUUCAUUCAGAUCCAUUCUUCGAGGAUUUUCGUAUACCUGGGACGAGCUGUCCUUCACCGAGGAUCUUAUUGCCAGCAAAGAAUCACUGAUGAAGAUCGAAUCCAAUCUCCGAGAUACACUUGUUCGCUCCAGGCACCCUUUCGACGUCCGGAUGACGUGGGUGAACGUGAUGCGCGUCAAUCAGACCGACGACGAGAAACCAUAA
Molecule: messenger RNA, 645 nt
Organism: Pseudomassariella vexata
Lineage: Eukaryota; Fungi; Ascomycota; Sordariomycetes; Amphisphaeriales; Pseudomassariaceae
Exons: 4
Coding region: 1-645 (214 amino acids)
Source: RefSeq, a predicted model, not a curated record